Messenger RNA from Pipistrellus nathusii (Nathusius's pipistrelle), 627 nucleotides. The record is from the annotation of a GenBank genome assembly. Lineage: Eukaryota; Metazoa; Chordata; Mammalia; Chiroptera; Vespertilionidae.
AUGUCCCGACAUGAAGGUGAGCGCCCCCCCUCCCGUCCCCCCGCCGGGCCUCGGCCUACCCUCCCGGGCCGCGCGCCACGGGGGGCGGCCGGCCGGAGGCGGCGGGGACGGCGGCCGGGCCAGCCGGCCCCGAAACGCCCGGCCCGGGAGCGAGCGGGCCCGGCGGAGAGCCCGGCGCCUCCGCGGUGGCCGCCGCGGCCCGGCCGGGAGCUGGGCCUGGAGCCGGAGGCGGGGCGGCGGGCCGGCGGAGGGUUUGCACUGUCAUGGGGAGGGGGAGGGGAGGCGCGGGGCCCGUUACCGGCGGGGGCCCGGCCCCGGGAGCGGAUACCGGACGCCGCGGGGCCGCCCGGCCGGUGCCGGAGCCGUGGGCCCCGCCGCGGCCUAGCGCGCCCGCCACCCCGGAAGGGCCCGGCGCGGCCGCCGCCGAACAGGCCACCGGCGGAGGCGGGAGGCCGGGGAGCCCGGCCCGGGAUCGGCGGGCGCGUCCGGUCGCCGGGAGACGACAGCGAGGGACCCUGCGUGCGGGAGGCGGCGGGGCGGCGGGAAGGCGCCGCGGCCGGGGACCGAGAGAGCCCCGCCGCCGCCGGCCUCGCGGCUAGGCCUCGGCGCGGCCCUGGGCUCGGGUAA